AUGAGUGGGGGCCGCUUUGACUUUGAUGAUGGCGGGGCGUACUGCGGGGGCUGGGAGGGGGGGAAGGCCCACGGACAUGGACUGUGCACGGGCCCCAAGGGCCAGGGCGAAUACUCAGGCUCCUGGAACUUUGGCUUCGAAGUGGCGGGCGUCUACACCUGGCCCAGCGGGAACACCUUCGAGGGAUACUGGAGCCAGGGCAAACGGCAUGGGCUGGGCAUAGAGACCAAGGGACGCUGGCUCUACAAGGGCGAGUGGACGCACGGCUUCAAGGGCCGCUACGGAACCCGGCAGAGCAGCAGCAGCGGUGCCAAGUAUGAGGGCACCUGGAACAACGGGCUGCAGGAUGGCUACGGCACAGAGACCUAUGCAGACGGAGGGACCUACCAGGGCCAGUUCACCAACGGCAUGCGCCACGGCUACGGCGUGCGCCAGAGCGUGCCCUACGGGAUGGCCGUGGUGGUGCGCUCGCCACUGCGCACGUCGCUCUCGUCCCUGCGCAGCGAGCACAGCAACGGCACGGUGGCCCCGGACUCGCCCGCCUCGCCCGCCCCCGACGGCCCGACGCCGCCCCCGGCCGCCAUCCCGCGCGGCGGCUUCGCGCUCAGCCUGCUGGCCAACGCCGAGGCGGCGCGGGCGCCCAAGGGCGGCGGCCUCUUCCAGCGGGGCGCGCUGCUGGGCCGGCUGAGGCGCGCCGAGUCGCGCACGUCGCUGGGCAGCCAGCGCAGCCGCGUCAGCUUCCUCAAGAGCGACCUCAGCUCCGGCGCCAGCGACGCCGCGUCCACCGCCAGCCUGGGCGAGGGCGCCGAGGGCGCCGACGAGGCCGCGCCUUUCGAGGCCGACAUCGACGCCACCACCACCGAGACCUACAUGGGCGAGUGGAAGAACGACAAGCGCUCGGGCUUCGGCGUGAGCGAACGCUCCAGCGGCCUCCGCUACGAGGGCGAGUGGCUGGACAACCUGCGCCACGGCUACGGCUGCACCACGCUGCCCGACGGCCACCGCGAGGAGGGCAAGUACCGCCACAACGUGCUGGUCAAGGGCACCAAGCGCCGCGUGCUGCCGCUCAAGAGCAGCAAGGUCCGCCAGAAGGUGGAGCACAGCGUGGAGGGCGCGCAGCGCGCCGCCGCCAUCGCGCGCCAGAAGGCUGAGAUCGCCGCCUCCAGGACGAGCCACGCCAAGGCCAAAGCUGAGGCAGCGGAACAAGCCGCCGUGGCUGCCAACCAGGAGUCCAACAUUGCCCGCACUCUGGCCAGGGAGCUGGCCCCAGACUUCUACCAGCCAGGUCCGGAGUAUCAGAAGCGCCGGCUGCUGCAGGAGAUCCUGGAGAACUCGGAGAGCCUGCUCGAGCCCCCGGAGCGGGGCCCAGGGGCCGCGGGCGCCCCGCAGCGGACGCGCGAGAGCCCGCAGCUGCACGAGCACGAGCCCCCCGGGCUCGAGGGAGGCCCCCCGUCGCCCACCGGGACGCCCCCGCAGCCCAAGCGCCCCCGUCCGGGGGCCACCAAGGACCGCCCGGCGAGCCCGGGCGCCUGGAACGGGGAGCCGGGCGCCGAGGGCAGCGGGCCGCUCACGCCGUCCGAGGGUGCGGGCAGCCGCAGCCCCGCGCGGCCGGCCACCGAGCACAUGCCCAUCGAGGCUCUGCAGCCGCCGCCCGCGCCGUCGCAUGAGCCCGAGGUGGCGCUGUACCGGGGCUACCACAGCUACGCCGUGCGCACCGCGCCGCCCGCGCCGCCGCCCUUCGAGGACGAGCCCGAGGCCUCCGGGCCCGACUCCGCGCCGCCGUCGCCGGUCGCCGCCCCAGUGCGGGCCCCAGAGCCCGCGCCCAACUCCCCCGCCAAGCUGGAGCCCAAGCCCAUCGUCCCCAAAGCCGAGCUCAAGGCCAAGGCCCGCAAGACCGAGGCCCGAGGGCUGACCAAGGCGGGGGCCAAGAAGAAGGCUCGGAAGGAGGCGGCGCAGGCAGCGGAGGCGGAGGUGGAGGUGGAGGAGGUCCCCAACACUGUCCUCAUCUGCAUGGUGAUCCUGCUUAACAUCGGCCUGGCCAUCCUCUUCGUUCACCUCCUGACCUGACCCUUGUCUACCAGAGGAGUUCCUGCUGAGGAUGCGAGGACCCGUCUUUGUGCAGUGCCCGGCAGGGAGGCCAGGAGGACUGAACCCUGGCCCGGGAGCCCCGGGAUCCAGCUCGCAGCCGCACCACAUGCGUUCGCGGAGGCCGCGGUGGCGCUGUGCGGGGCGGCAGUGGGGCCCAGAGCAAGGGAACGUGCAGGGGGCCCUCCGGGAGCGCUGUGCGGUGGUGGGGGGGCCUCGAAGGAAGAGCCCCGUCCCUUGUGCGCUCCUGUCCCUCAUCCUCAUCCAUUCCCUCGCCUUGCUGCCAGGUCCCCGUUCCCUGAGCUUUUGUGUGUUUCGGGAGAAGUCACUGAUCCAGGACAGUAACACUAACUCCCAGCCGCUUUCCUUCCACCCCAGCCCUGCUUUGUUUUAACUUCCGGCGGAUCCCUGUGGUGGGCGAGCAAGGGAGCCGCCGGCAGGCAGAGGCCCUGCCUUCCGUGGUCUCCGCGCAGCACACACUGUGUCCCUUGCUAACAGAUGUUCUGGAUGACAGCAGAGGAAACAGACACACCCGGAGCGGUGUCCCCGGAUACAGUGCUCCUGUCUCCUCCCCGUGGUCCAGCCGGCCUCCCUUCCUGCCCUGUCGA
Molecule: messenger RNA, 2693 nt
Organism: Hyaena hyaena (striped hyena)
Lineage: Eukaryota; Metazoa; Chordata; Mammalia; Carnivora; Hyaenidae
Gene: JPH2
Product: junctophilin 2
Exons: 6
Coding region: 1-2067 (688 amino acids)
Cellular component (GO): junctional membrane complex; sarcoplasmic reticulum; plasma membrane
Source: RefSeq, a predicted model, not a curated record